AUGAGCUCAGGUGACAAUGCAAACGGUUGGUCUGGUCAGGCCAGCGAUACCGUCCCACUUAUCAUCAAUGGGAAGGAUGUCAUCUCAAAAACAUCGUUUCCUGUAAAUAGCCCUUCCAACUCGGACAAGAUCUGGAGUGGUUCAUCUGCCUCGAUCGGUGACGCAACCGGGGCCGUCGAGGCAGCCCAAGCGGCUUUCACGUCGUGGUCUCAGACAAAGCCGAGUAUUAGAAGGGACAUCAUGUUCCGGGCCGCAGAUCUCUUUGUCAGCAGAAAGGAAGAAUUGUUUGCCUACCAGAGCCAGGAGACGGGUGCGGGGCGGCAAUUUAUGGAGAUCAACAUCAACGCUACGGCGCAGAUCCUGAGGGACAUCGGAGGAAGAAUCGAAGCGGCAGUUGAAGGUUCGGUUCCUGCGACAGCUGACCAGGGGUCCCACGCCAUUGUAGUCAAGGAACCAUAUGGCGUUGUUCUCGCAAUUGCCCCAUGGAAUGCCCCCUACGUGCUCGGGGCACGAUCAAUUGCGUUUGCCCUCGCAACGGGAAACACAACAGUUCUCAAGGGUUCCGAGCUAAGCCCGCGCGUCUUCUGGGCAAUUGGCGACAUUUUUCGACAGGCUGGCCUACCAGACGGUUGCCUCAACGUCAUCUAUCAUCGAACGGCAGAUGCGGCUGCCGUGACAGAAGCCUUGAUUGCGCAUCCCGCAAUUAAAAAGAUCAAUUUUACUGGCAGUACUCUCGUCGGAAGCAUCAUCGCCAGUUUGGCGGGGAAGCACGUCAAGCCACUUUUGCUUGAGCUGGGUGGGAAAGCGAGUGCCAUUGUCCUCAAGGACGCCGACGUGAAGAAGGCCGCGACAAGUUGCGCUGUGGGCGCAUUUAUCCACGGCGGUCAGGUAUGCAUGUCGACGGAGCGCAUUCUUGUGCACAGAUCGAUUAGUGACGAGUUCAGCGCGGCACUCAAAAAGGCCACGCAGGGGCUCUUCGGGCCCGAGAAGCCGCCGUUCGUGCUAGGUCUCGUCGCCGACGCGCUCGCCAAGGGCGCGACGACCCUCUUGGGCAACGCGGAGUCUGUCGAGGACCAGCCUACCAAGAUGAGACCCGUCAUCGUCUCCAACGUGUCCAAGGAAAUGGAUAUCUAUCACACCGAGUCUUUCGGGCCUACCGUGUCCCUCAUGACCUUCGACACGGAGGAGGAGGCUCUCGCGAUCGCCAAUGACACCGACUACGGGCUCUCGGGAGCUGUCUUCUCCGAAGACCUGAAAGCCGCCAUGAGGGUCGCCAGGAAGUACGAAUCUGGGGCGGUCCACAUCAACUCCAUGACCGUGCACGACGAGGCGUCGCUGGUGCACGGCGGGGCCAAGAAGAGUGGCUACGGUAGAUUCAAUGCCGCGCAAGGGCUAGCCGAGUUUCUGAGGUACAAGACAAUCACUUGGAGGGAGAUACGCAGACACCGAGCAAAGCCCGAAGCCCAUCGAGUAUGUCUAUGCUGGCAGCAUCUUGUAAAAGAUGUCAUCGUCCGCCAUACCAGAAACUUUCAUCACGGCCUUGGCAACAGAAAGUCGUCUGGCUUUCGAGGCAGGCGUCGCAACAAUUCCCACCCUGGAGCUUCUCGUCCAAAGGCAUCAAAGAACGGCUCUGCGCGAGCAUCGCCUGCCACCACGACGGCCCGAGGACAGCAAAAUCGUCACUCAGAAGGAGUCAACGACGCCAUCGAGGAACGCGACGAGUCUCCGACCAACAAUGAGGUAGACGGAUCUCAGAGCAGUCAGGCCAACUCGCUGGACAUCGCCAUGCCCUCUCAACCUGACAUUUUCCCUGCCUAUCUUUCAGGGAGUCCUCUAGAAUUCAAUGCUUCCUUCAUGGACCCCGAGCUCGUCAACCCCAACCUAUCCGCCAUGUUCGAUCUCGACGCGCUUCUGGCGGAUGCCCAAGGACUUUUUGGCGAAGUCCCAAGCUGCAAUGCCCCGGAACUACCGAUUCUAGCCUUGGAGCCACCGAUGCCGAGGCCAGCCACUCUUGGCCAGGCAGACAAAACUUCUGCCCCGCGCAACCUAGUCCCCAACGACAACAAAUGUGAGAAUGCAUGGGCCAACCUCACCAAAUAUCCGGUCCACAUACUCGCUUCGCUUCGUUUUCCUUCCAAAUAUGCCGUGAGGCGGUUUGUCAAGGCCUUUCUCAAGCACAUUGCUCCUCAUAUACCCAUCAUACACGAGCCGACCUUUGACAUCGCUACAACGCCAUCUCCCCUUCUCCUUGCUGUAAUGGCUUGCAGCGCCGCAUAUCUCGGUGAACACUCCACGUCUCAAUCGAUGCAUGCGAUCUCCGUACAACUUGUUUUCGAGGACCAGCAUGAACGGAUGAUUGCAUUCAGCAAGGCCGACCCCGAGACUCUGACCUGGAUGCUACAGACAUAUUUGCUCCUGGCCUAUUUUGAGAUUCACUGCGGCUCGGAGGGCAAGAGAGCCCACGCGUUUCCUCAUUGCGUCAAGCUUACACAAGAAGCACUCAGCGAGCUGCAGACGUGCCCGCCCACCACGUAUAAGGAUUGGGUGCGUUGGGAGAGUUUAAAUAGGUGUAUCGCAUCUACGAUUCUCAUAGGUGCCACUGUCUGCUCAAAGGAACAGGAAGCGUGGAUUCCAACACCUAUGGUCGAAGCCAGAUUUGCCCUCCCGUCAAGCAAUGCAGAGUGGCUAAAAGAAGAGUCCAGCUGGGGCAUCCCCACUGAAGUUUUAUACAGCAAUGAUGCGUUGGACAGCAUCAUUGCCGGCCAACCACCAUCCAUGCCAGUCAGCGAAUUCGGUCUUGUAACCAUCGUAUCUGCCCUUCUCUACAGGAUCUGCUCAUUCGAGCUACUGACAGGCUCCCGUGACGGGGAACUCUAUGCUAAAUUCGGCAAGAAGAUGGAACUGUCAUUGCAGGUACUAGAUGCAAUCCUGAAGACUCGUACGGGCCAAGAUGACGCUGGACUGGCCCCGAAUCCCACCGUCCACUGCGCCAGAUCCUUGCUGAACUCAGCUUUCUACCAUCUUUACGCUAGCGUUCCGCUGUCUGCCAUGAAGAAGUUACUCUGGUCGCCUGCCAGCCUCGAUGAUCCUGAGAUCAUGCACCUCUUAAACGAGGCGAUCUCACCUGAACUCUACCGGGCACUCUUCAAUGCAGCAGAUCAGCUAAGAUCCGACUGCCGCGUGGGUUUAUCUUAUAUUAGAAAAAUAGCACCGAUAAUAUUCGGGCCUGAAAGUGCGGUCGGCGCCUUAGAGGGCUGCCUCCUCCUGUGCUGGUACCUUCAAUUUGCGCAAUCUCGUGUAUCACAGAUAGAGUCACGCGAUCUUCUCAACGCGUUGAUAAAUGAGAGUUUUGCAGAAGUCACCGACCUGCAAUUUGAGGAUCAUGGCCUACAAUCAGUCUUACCGCUUGCCGUGUCAGCAGAGCUUCUCUCGGAUGGCUCAAUGUGGAAGUGGCCUUCUUCUGUGUCACAAAAGCUGAAAUCAUUAAUCAAGAAAUUGGAGGAUUCGGACACUACUAUACACGUUGCAACGGCCUACCCUUGA
Messenger RNA from Fusarium redolens, 3543 nucleotides. Its product is annotated as Aldehyde/histidinol dehydrogenase. The record is from RefSeq and is a predicted model, not a curated record. NCBI's taxonomy places the organism in Eukaryota, Fungi, Ascomycota, Sordariomycetes, Hypocreales, Nectriaceae. The transcript has 12 exons. Bases 1 to 3543 code for a protein of 1180 amino acids. Gene Ontology annotation, molecular function: succinate-semialdehyde dehydrogenase (NAD+) activity; DNA binding; zinc ion binding. Gene Ontology annotation, biological process: DNA-templated transcription.